Messenger RNA from Larimichthys crocea (large yellow croaker), 2245 nucleotides. Its product is annotated as calcium homeostasis modulator protein 5. Bases 478 to 1410 code for a protein of 310 amino acids. The transcript is spliced from 2 exons. NCBI's taxonomy places the organism in Eukaryota, Metazoa, Chordata, Actinopteri, Sciaenidae. Gene Ontology annotation, molecular function: monoatomic cation channel activity. Gene Ontology annotation, cellular component: plasma membrane. The record is from RefSeq and is a predicted model, not a curated record.
GAAGCAUGUUUCAGUUACUUUGGUGAGCAGCAUGUUCUUGUUUGGCUGUCACACAGAGACUACUAAUCACAAAAACCAGACCAGCAGGAUCUUUGCAAAUGAGCCUCAGCACAGUUGAAGCUACAUGAACAAAUGAAAUAAAGAGGGAUGUAAAUGUGAACAGACAAAGCAAAGGGGAGGGAGGUUGUAGUUUUCUUUUAGCAGCACUACAGUGAGGACGUUUCUUUUGAAGAAGUGGUAGAUAGUGGUAGUGAAUAAAGAGGCAUUGAGUGGGCGGAGCGUCAGACUGACUGAAGAAGGAGCCUGAAUACCAGACAGUCAGCCAAAGGGAGGGGCACAGGGAAGCUUGGUAGAUGUGUUUUGUCUUCAGCUGUGGAAUAACAACAGGGAAUGACUGCAGGCUCUCUGUCACUUUUCACUGUCUUUUACUUUGGUUAAUUCCUCGUGGAGUGAGUCCACAACCUUCCUGCUAACACCAUGGAUAACUUCCAGACCGUCCUGCGAUUCUUUAUGAAUCAAAAAGCCACCAUUGGUUACAGUUUUAUGGCACUCCUGACUAUAGGCGGGGAGCGAGUCUUCUCCAUGGUCUCCUUUCAGUGCCCAUGCAAUCAUGAUCAGAACUUCACCUAUGGGCUGACUUUCCUGCUGGGCCCGGCUGCGGUGCUGUUAGUCUUUGGUCUGUUCUUCAGCAGCAGGUUGUGGAGGCUCUACACUGGCUGCUGUCUCAAUCCCAUGAAGCUUUGCCCCCGUGGAAACUGCUUCAACUGCCUCAGGGUGUUCACGAGUAUCUUCACUGGGGCUUGUGUGGCUCCUGUAAUGUGGCUCUCUGUGGCCCUUCUCAAUGGGACCUUCUAUGAGUGUGCCGUCAGUGGUCUCGAUAACAACCUGGUGGUGGAUCUGUUCUGUAAAAACAAGACCAUGAAAUGUCGGGAGGAGCUGGCCCAAGUGCCCUGUGACCGCUCCAAACUGUCCAAUAACGAACGCAUGGAGCUGCUGCUAAUGUUAAGGGCCCAGUCACAGAUCCUGGGCUGGUGCAUCAUCAUAACUGCUGCUUUUGUGGGCCUCCUGGGCACCUGCUACAAAAACUGUCGCUCCAAAGUCAGCUACCUGCAGCUCACAUUCUCAAAACGCUACAUGGAGAAAGAGAAGGAGUACUUUGAUGCCUUUGCUGUUGAUCACGCUACCAAGCUGGCCCAGAGAAACCUGCAGAGCUUCUUUGAGAACAGGGACCCUGAUCCAUUCCCUUUUCCCAACCACAAAGCAUGGGAGGAGAUCUCUGCUCUCUACACCUUUUCCAGGAGUGAGCAGUACUACAGCACCCUGCAGCGUUACGUGGAGAGGACAGACAGGGACUUCACACCAGAGAAAAGACCUGUCUUGGACAUGGAGCAUGGAAUAGAAAUGAGUUAGACAAUGUAUUCAAGCAGACAAGCUGUCGUGACUAGAUACUCAUCACUGUUGGUAUUUACCUCUAAUUCUAUUGUAUCUAUAUGUGUAUUGUAUUUGAAUCAGGAAGCCUUCAUGAAGGCUGCAUUCUCAUUGACAAAGCUGUCUUUUCAGUGGCUCAGUGUAAUGGUACAACCCUGUCUAAGCACAUGAAAUGAUAGAAAGCAUAACCACUAUUUUAUACACACUAUUUCUCCCUAUCUCUGUAACACUGCAUGCAUUUAAGGCCUUCUAUUACUGUACUAAGAUGCCGUUUGAAACAUUAGCUCAUUUUUUAAUUGCAAAGUAAUUUAUGAACUAAGGUACAGCAACUUUAAGAGAAUUUAUUAAUUAACAAUAAAUCUGAGCACUGAUUUUUAGUGGAGAGGUAGCUAAGUUAGACAAGUCAGAGUCAUAGAGUCAUAGAGUAUGAUAAGGUACAGAUCAGUACUGAAUACUAAUAGACUGGACACUGAAGUAUUUACAUAUCUAAAUAUUUAAAUAUAUGAUAUAAAUACUUGCAUGUUCUUCCCAUGUUUGCAAUGGUUCUUUUCAGGUUCUCCAGCUUCCUCACACAGUCUUAACACAUGCAGGUUCACUGGUGACUCUGGUGUGUGUGAAUGUGACGGACUCGUAUGCACCGGUGACCUGUCCAAGAAAAAUAAAAACUGAAGAAACUCAAGGACAUAAAAUGCACAAACACUGAAACAUUGUGAGAGAAAGCAGUGAGCAAAGAGACAGAGAAAAUGAGAGAAGGUGUGUGACGUGAAAAAAUAUUUCUGGUCAACCGUGAAUAACAGAAUAAACUCAGCUGUCCUUA